This is a messenger RNA of Betta splendens (Siamese fighting fish), 3305 nucleotides long. RefSeq names its product junctional adhesion molecule 2a (gene jam2a). The record is from RefSeq and is a predicted model, not a curated record. Gene Ontology annotation, cellular component: tight junction; protein complex involved in cell adhesion; cell surface. Gene Ontology annotation, biological process: leukocyte tethering or rolling. The transcript is spliced from 11 exons. NCBI's taxonomy places the organism in Eukaryota, Metazoa, Chordata, Actinopteri, Anabantiformes, Osphronemidae. Bases 847 to 1827 code for a protein of 326 amino acids.
GCAUUUCCACUCGGGGCAAAGCGUAUGGCGGCUCCCCCUCUGGGUUCAGGCUGUUUGUGUGUGGUUGACGUGUGCGUUCGCCUUUGUAACACGUUGGUCCACAGGCCUUCAACGCAUGCAUUUGUGUUAAGACACCGGCCACCAUAUUGGAGGAUCAACAGACACAGGCUGCUGCCAACGACUUAAAGCUUCAGAGACGUUUACGUCGUCUCACUCGGCUCAGCUGGUGAUUCGUGCCGUGAAGGGGAACCGCUUUGUCUUUGUUAACUAAAACAUGAAAACCUCCACUUUAGCCUCUUUGCACGUCUCAGUAGACGUCGGGAGCAGCAGCAACAAGGCCCAGUAUCAGUGUGACAACACCAGAAGGUCGCUGUAACCCAGAGACAUGAGACGAACUAGAGCAGCUCAGACGGCGCCUUUCAAUAAAUUAUUUUAAAAAUGUGUAAAAUAAUAUCAGCUGUACGCUGGUAAUGAUAGUAAUUUAACUACUACAUUCGACAGACGCUGUCGUAGUCUUGUGGAAAGUGUCUGUCGGCGCCCGUGUUUACCCACAACCCCCCGCUCCCGCGCAGAGCGCCGUUCGUCCUCGGAGUGCACGCGCUGUAGUGUUACGUCCGUACAUGGGGAUGACUAACGCUAAUAGCUGCUAGCUGCGUUGUUUAAGCUCACGCUUCAUUUGCUGGCUAACGAGGACGACGAGCGGGCGAGAGCGAGGCGCACGAGAGCCGCGGCCCCGACGUGACAUGCAGCGCAGCGCCGGGUCAAGCUUCGCACGCCAGCACGCAACGUGACCUUUUUCUUUCUUUUUUUUUUUUUAAAGGCGUCCCCGUGGAAACGUAGCCCACCAUGCACUCUGUGAACGGACGUGAGCGGUCCAUGUGUUCGCCGUCCGCCUCGACGCCUCCGCGGCUAAUUGAGGCCAUUGAAGCCGACAGCGGCGGUUCCCCCUCCGCCCCCGUUACCGUGUCGACCAGCAGACACCGGGUGGAGGUGCAAGAGUUCUCAGACGCGGUGCUGUCCUGCACGUUCCGCACCGAGAAGGACCAGAACCCGCGCAUUGAGUGGAAGAAGAAGGGCAAAGACGUGUCCUUCGUCUACUAUGAGGGGAACUUCAGAGGUCCCUUCGAGGGCCGGGCCAAGAUCGAAGGGGCCACGGUGACGCUGCGCAGGGUCACCCAGGACGACGCCGGGGAGUACCGCUGCGAGAUCAGCGCGCCCCAGGACUCCGUGAGCCUGGGCGAGACCAACGUGACGCUCAAAGUGCUGGUGCCCCCGCACACGCCGUCCUGCGACAUCCCCAGCUCGGCGGUGACGGGCUCCGUGGUGCAGCUGCGCUGCAGGGACCAGCAGAGCAUCCCGCCGGCCACGUACCUGUGGUUCAAGGACAGCAAGCCCAUGAGCCCGCCCCGCCACGCCAACGCCACCUACCUGAUCGACGCGCACACCGGACUACUGGAGUUUAGGUCCGUGGCCAAAGAGGACAGCGGACGCUACAGCUGCCAGGCAUCGAACAACGUGGGGCCAGCCAAGAUGUGUGAGGGCAAACAGCUGACCAUAGAGGACAUCAACAUCACGGCCAUCGUGGCCGGAGUGGGGGUGGUCGUGUUCCUGGUCGCGGCCUGCAGCUGCGGAGGCCUUCUCUUACACCGCAACGGCUUCUUCAGCCCAGGACACAGAGGAAGGUCAUUUUGGAUCUCCCAGUGUCACGGUGCAGCCCACAUCAGCAGCCAAACCCUGCACAGAACAGAGGACACAUCCAAUGUCAGCUACAUCACUCCGCCGCAAGAACCCCAGGAUUUUAAACACACCCAGUCAUUCAUGCUCUGAGAAGCUGGCCUUCCUGUGAGAAUACACAAUCAGUCGUGAAAGGUGCCAACACUGGAUUGUCCGACCCCUCCCUCCCCUCCUCGUUCUGGACUCUGAAUGAGCUCUUGUUCUUCCAUGCUAAUUUCAAUCUUCUUCCUCCAUCACUCGUCCGGAUGGGUUCUGACGAGCAAAUGUGCAAGGCUUUCUACUCCCGUGCUCUGCUGUGUGGUUUUGCAUUUGUCGUUGACGUGUUCUGCUGGUUAUGGGAUUAAAUAGAGCUUUGUGGUACUCUGCUCCCCCCUGGUGGUCACACGUUGACCCUCCAGUCGAGCUUUUCUAAACAACCCCCCCAGAUUGGUAGACCUUUACACGUUUUCUUCCCUCUGCAGGCCAAUUCUUUUCAUAUGGUUUUCUUUUACCAAAGACGGAUUGGGAGAUGUAUUUUUUUUUUGCUUUGAACGUUUGAUGGCGUGAAAGCAGUGUAAUCGUUUUAAAUCAACUCAAACGGAUACCGUUUACCUCAGCCAGUCAUUGUCUUCUACAGCACUGGGGCUCGGGCUUCCCGAGGCCACAGUGCCACAAUAGAUCCUCAUAAUCUUAGUAACAACCAGACAUAGCCAAUUUAGGAGAUCAGGAAGUCACUUCAGCCAAUUAUACUGAGACCAACCCCAUUCCAUCCUAAUGUGCCUGCAUGGUCUUUUUUAUAUACAUAUAUACCUUGUGCCUUUUUGAUUUGUCUGUCAUAUUUAUCUAUGAAUCACAUUUUUUUGUAAAGAACUUGCCUUACUUUUUCUGUCUUUAUAUUGUGCCACAGUUUAUCAAUGUAUAUCAACAUGGCGUGUGUGGUUUUAGACCGUGCGAAUGGGUUGUUCAGAGUUUUAUUUGAAUGGUGUAGCAGUAAUAAAGUUUUUUAUUCAAAACCAUAAUGCACUGUCAUUAGAAUUAUGCAAUACCUAAAAUACAGGUUUUGAUGAUUUCUGAUUAUAUAUAUCUUUUGAUUUGCAUAACUGAUUACAGAGUAUAGUAUUUUUGGGUAGUUAUGCUAAAUAUUACUAUUUAAAAAUUUGAAAAGAAUGUAAAAUGAGGGUCACGUGAUCAUAUUUCCAGACCCUGUUGAGGAACUCCUUGGCUUCACUGUGUUUAAGAACUACUGAAACCUCCCAAUUAAAUAACUGUCCCACUUCUUACUUGUAAGAAGGGAAACAGUGAAGAGAGGUAAAAGUCAAAUCCACACAGAAAAUCCCCAGCUGGUAUUUUCAGAUGAAGUCAGGACACUUUUACCACCAUAAUGCCUAUUAUAUGGCUCUAAAUUUUCAGUAACUGUAUGAACACUCAUUUUAAUUUUAAUACUUUUAAUACUGAAUCACUGCCACAUGUGCUUUUUAAAUCUGAUUGUUUAAUUUACUAACAAUGUAACAUAUUGUCGAGCUGCUGAUGUAUUUAAACUACUUUCACUAUUUGGGUGACCUGCCAAAUAAAAUUAGACAUUAUAAUCUUUA